AUGGCUUUGCCCAAGAGAAUUAUCAAGGAGACGGAGCGCCUGAUGGCCGAGCCCGUUCCUGGCAUCAAUGCUGUCCCUCACGAAGACAAUCUCCGUUACUUUGACGUCUCUAUUCACGGUCCUACACAGUCUCCAUAUGAAGGUGGCAUCUUCCGCCUCGAGCUCUUCCUGCCCGACGACUAUCCUAUGACUCCUCCCAAGAUCCGCUUCUUGACCAAGAUCUACCACCCCAAUAUUGACCGUCUGGGUCGCAUUUGCUUGGAUGUCUUGAAGAACAACUGGUCCCCAGCCCUCCAGAUCCGCACGAUCCUCCUGUCGAUCCAGGCCCUCCUCGGUGCCCCCAACCCCGACGAUCCCCUUGACAACAAUGUUGCCCAGCGGUGGAAGGACGAUGAGCCCGCUGCGAUCCAAACGGCUCGGGAGUGGACUCGGACUCAUGCUAUGGCCUAA
Messenger RNA from Penicillium antarcticum, 450 nucleotides. Its product is annotated as E2 ubiquitin-conjugating protein UBC13. Bases 1 to 450 code for a protein of 149 amino acids. The transcript is spliced from 4 exons. Gene Ontology annotation, molecular function: ubiquitin conjugating enzyme activity. Gene Ontology annotation, biological process: protein K63-linked ubiquitination; DNA damage tolerance. The record is from RefSeq and is a predicted model, not a curated record. Gene Ontology annotation, cellular component: nucleus. Lineage: Eukaryota; Fungi; Ascomycota; Eurotiomycetes; Eurotiales; Aspergillaceae.